AUGUUAACAUGUUACAUGUUCCAACCACAGGUACUCAGUUCGGAGGUUCUCCCGUGGUACCCGUACCGGGACGACGCAAUUAGGAUCAACGCGGCGAUCAGAAGAUACGUCGCCAAGGUGGUCAACUAUUACUAUGACACACCAGAAAAGCUCGAUAACGACUACGAACUGCAGCAGUGGAGAGACGAACUCGUCAAAGAACGCCACCUGACGGGCGUUGGACUAAAGGGUGUGCCCGGCGACGAGCAUGGCUGUUUCACCAACGUGGAGCAAGUUAUUGACACUGUGACGGCCAUCAUCCAGCAGUGCAGUGUAGGACAUGCGGCGGCGAACUUCCAGCAGUACGAGGAGUACGCCUUCCCGCCCAACUACCCGGCGUUUCUCUACAAUGGACCGCCCAAGGACAAGAGGGCGUGGACGCAAGAGGACAUCGUCUCCAUUCUACCGUCGCGGCACGUCACGCUCGACAGCAUGAUCAUCACGAAGCUUCUCAGCAGCAAGGGCACCAACUCGCUGGGGGACUUCGAGAUCCAGUACAUGUACGAGCCGUACGCCGUCAAGGCAGCCGACGAGUUUCGAGAAGAAUUGAAGUUGAUCAGCGAAGACAUCAAGAAAAGAAAUUGUUGCAAAGACAUCCCCUACCCGUAUCUCGACCCGGAGAUAGUUCCGAAUUCCAUCAGCAUUUAGUAUACGCAAACCACCAUGUACUAGUCCAUCAGGCAGUACGAGGGAAUCUGUUUAAUACCCAUCAUCAAACCCGACGACCACAGUCACUGCUCAAUUGUCUAUUUAAAUUUUAUCGCAGCUGUACAUAAACACGCUAACAUUCUGCCCGUAUGCAAGCGACGUGCGUUUCUUUUAACGCGCUGCGUCAAAUAAAAAAUGCUGUUUAUUAAAGUGAAAAA
Dermacentor albipictus is the source of this 905-nucleotide messenger RNA. The record is from RefSeq and is a predicted model, not a curated record. NCBI's taxonomy places the organism in Eukaryota, Metazoa, Arthropoda, Arachnida, Ixodida, Ixodidae.